CACUUGCAUUACCAAUUAAGAAGAACUAAAGAGAGUUCAAGUCCAAAGGAGAUAACAGAGCUAACUAUCAUUAAGACUUGAAAGAUGGCUUCUCCUAUUGCUGCCUUUCGUCCAACCAUUGCUCUUCUAGUUGCUUUCCUUCUCAUUGCUUCAUUGGCAUUGCCAAUUGCAGAAGGUGCAUGCCCACUUGUUUCAAAACGAAGCAAGACAUGGUCUGGCUUCUGUGGCAAAAGCGCCAACUGUGACAAGCAAUGCAGGACUUGGGAGACUGCAAAGCACGGUGCUUGCCAUGCUACGUAUAAGACAGUUUUGGGAGUUAAAGUCGCUACAGGACGUGCAUGCUUCUGCUACUUCUGCAAAAAACAUACUUAAUUAGGUCAAUUUCUGUUUGACCGCUCUUUGAUAGAUAUAUAUGGUAACUGGAAUAAAUGUGCAGUACGUACGUAUUUGCUCUCUACGUGCCUGUACGGGGAGUAGUAUGAUAAUGAUGGUUUGAAAUAAGAUGUAAAAUAAUGGCUUCUCCUAUGUGUUUCUGGAUCAACAUACCAGAACCAUAUUCAGCUGAUUCUAAAUAAUUGUGUACUGUUUGUUUAUGGUGUUGUAAGAAACCUUUGUUCGACCAUGA
Rosa rugosa (rugosa rose) is the source of this 625-nucleotide messenger RNA. Its product is annotated as defensin-like protein 19. Gene Ontology annotation, biological process: defense response. The record is from RefSeq and is a predicted model, not a curated record. The coding region runs from base 85 to 372 and encodes 95 amino acids. The transcript is spliced from 2 exons. NCBI's taxonomy places the organism in Eukaryota, Viridiplantae, Streptophyta, Magnoliopsida, Rosales, Rosaceae.